Messenger RNA from Dichomitus squalens LYAD-421 SS1, 1560 nucleotides. RefSeq names its product cytochrome P450 sterol C22-desaturase. The record is from RefSeq and is a predicted model, not a curated record. The coding region runs from base 1 to 1560 and encodes 519 amino acids. The transcript has 5 exons. Lineage: Eukaryota; Fungi; Basidiomycota; Agaricomycetes; Polyporales; Polyporaceae. Gene Ontology annotation, molecular function: iron ion binding; oxidoreductase activity, acting on paired donors, with incorporation or reduction of molecular oxygen; monooxygenase activity. Gene Ontology annotation, biological process: sterol metabolic process.
AUGGCGUCCGCGCUCAGAGACCGCUCUGCCUCUGCCUCCAUCCCAUCUUUCACCGCCGACACCCUUGGCCAUAUUCCCGUCCCAUCCCUCUUCACCGUGUCCCCACAGACCGCGGCAUGGCUUUGGACGACGCUCGCUGUGGUCGCCGGCCUCCUCGUCCUUGAACAAUCCGUCUGGCGCUACAAGAAGCGUCACCUCCCCGGCGACAGCUGGACCAUCCCCAUCAUCGGCAAGUUCGCGGACUCGAUGAAGCCCACCAUGGAGGGCUACAUGAGGCAGUGGAACUCUGGCGCGCUCUCAGCCAUCAGCGUAUUCAACAUCUUCAUCGUCAUGGCCUCUUCCAACGACUUUUCGCGCAAGAUCCUUAACUCGCCGAGCUAUGCCGAGCCUUGCCUCGUCCACUCCGCGAAGCAGAUCCUCCGCCCCGACAACUGGGUGUUCCUUACUGGAAAAGUCCAUGUGGAAUACCGCAAGGUCCUGAACACCCUCUUCACUCGCAAGGCCCUCGGAAUCUACACCCACGUUCAGGACCUGAUCACGAGGAAAUACAUCAAGCAGUGGCUCGCCGAUGCUGCGAAGGACCCUUCGGCGAAGCCGAUCAUGAUGACCUGCCGUGACCUCAAUAUGGAGACCUCGCUCAAGGUGUUCUGUGGCCCUCACAUCGACGAUGUUGCGGCCAGGGAAAUUGCUGACAGGUACUGGGACAUCACCGUCGCCCUUGAGCUCGUCAACUUCCCGCUCGCGCUCCCCGGAACCAAGGUCUACCGUGCGAUUCAGUGCCGCAAGAUCGCGCUCAAGCACCUUGAGAACGCCGCUGCCAAGAGCAAGCAGGCCAUGGCCGCGGGCAAGGAGCCCGAGGGCAUGCUCGACCACUGGGUGCGCACGAUGAGCGAGCCUGGCUACAAGGGCCGCAAGGACUUCUCGGACCUCGAGAUGGCGAUGGUCGUGUUCUCCUUCCUCUUCGCCUCGCAGGACGCCAUGUCCUCCGGCCUCAUCUACGGCUUCCAACACCUCGCGGACCACCCCGAGAUCUACCGCAAGGUGCUCGAGGAGCAGGAGCGCGUGCGUGGCGGCGACCCGGACCGGCCGCUCACGCUCGAGAUGCUCGACGACAUGCCGUACCUGCGCGCGUUCGUGCGUGAGAGCAUGCGCGUGAAGCCGCCGGUGACGAUGGUGCCGUACAAGACGCUGAAGGCGUUCCCGAUCUCGGACGACUACACGGUGCCCGCGGGGAGCAUGGUCAUCCCGAGCUUCUACAACUCGCUGCACGACCCGGAGGUGUUCCCCGCGCCGGACGAGCUCCGGCCGGAGCGCUGGCUGGACCCGAACGGGAGCGCGAACCAGAACCCGAAGAAUUAUUUGGUGUUCGGGAGCGGGCCGCACAAGUGCAUCGGGCUCGAGUACGCGAUGAUGAACAUCGCGCUCGUGCUCGCGGACGCGGUGAUGCUCAUGGACUGGGAGCACGUCAAGACGGAGAAGAGCGAUAAGGUCCAGAUCAUCGCUACUCUGUUCCCCCAGGACGGCUGCUUGAUGAAGUUCCGCCCGCGCACGCGUGCAUGA